CAUAAAAUCGAUUUGUACUGCUGCUUUUCUUUGUUUACUUUCCUUGAGCAAAUUCGUAAUAAAUAUUCGUAAAACAUCAGUCAAUAUCGGCACGAUGUAUUUGGUCUGCGGGAGCUGCAGGAUCUAUUGAUUUGGCCCGAAAAAUGUUAAAUAAAAUGAAUACGAAUCGAUCGAUUUUCGUCUUCGAAGUGGGAAAGUAGCGAGCGGUGUCUCAGUUUUGGUGUGUGUGCAGCGGCCAGCAAAAGUUAAACGCCUAAAAGGAAAGAGUUAAAAAAACAGGAAGCUACUUAGAAUUCUUCGGCCAUGGAGCACCCUUCCUCGUUGCCUGGUUAUGUCCGCGAAAAGCUCGCUGAACUGGACUUGGAACUCUCUGAAGGUGACAUUACUCAGAAGGGCUACGAAAAAAAAAGGGCAAAGUUGUUGCAGCCAUUCCUGAAAAAGCAUGAAGUCGACAAGGUGAAGAGUACACCGCCACCGCCAUACUACAAUGUCAAAGAUGCCAACAACAGCAGCAGCCACGGUAACGUCAGUAGUGACGGCGUCAUAGUGUCCAGCGAAGGCUACAGCUAUGUCACCGAAGUGCCCUCAUUGUCCUCCUCGCAGCAAAGACAUUCCAAAAAGAUCGAAUUCCAAGUUGGAAAGUCGUCGGCGCUGCAAGGUGGACAUGUUGGGGCUCCCGGCUACGAAAAUAUGCGACCACAGGGUGGAGCAGUCGGCGAUCCCGGAUAUCAGAAUACUCGCGAGCCUAGUGGCUUUCAGAGUCAGCAGUCUACAAAUAGUAGUCAGCAUCGUCAACGACGCACACAGCGCAAAGUAACGCACAAUGAGAAACGCUAUCAUUCUGAAGUACGACAAGAGGCUGUGCAGCAGGCCCUAGCAGCUCUUAAAGGUCGACCAAAGCCCAGCCUUCCGAUGCCGUCGAAGCGCACAUCUGUCCUGAACCGAAGCCCUGGAUGCAAUGAUGAGCUGGACUCAUCGACAGAUGACGAAUCCAUUCCCGAGGAGAACAUUUCCCCCGACAAGGAGUACAACUACCCGCGGGAUCAUAUAAGCAACAGCAUUCUGCCACCCGAACCAAUAAUAAAACCUCCAAUUCGUGAAUCAUCGAUAGGCUCACAGCCGCAUUCGAGACUGGACGUAAAACAGAACCAAAUGCCAAAUCCGAAGUAUACUUCAUCGAAUAGCGCUCCAGAUAGGCGACCACCACAAAAUUUGCCUCCCCUUCCAACAUCAGACACUUCAAGCACGGACUCGCCGCCCAUUGCAUACAAGAGAGAGAAUGACCUUUCUGACAAAGCGUUCAAGCAAAAGCAGUUCAACGCUCCUGACAUCACACAAUUUAAUAAUGCUCAUCGUGCUGCGGACAGAGUUACACGAUAUGUUAACGUAUCUCAGAAUGAAUUAAACGAGGCAGAUGCCAAUGGCAAGUGGAAAGUGUCUGCCAAAAUACAGCAACUGCUAAACACUCUUAAAAGACCAAAGCGCCGACCAUUGCCAGAGUUCUAUGAAGACAAUGACAUUGAGCUAGAGAUUGCUGCCAACACAAAGGAUCCCAAUGCACCGAAACCGGAGGGCAGCACCAUGACUCCCGUGCAGGGUGAGCAACUGUCGAUACCAGCAGGACUUCCACGGACGCUGGAGUGCGCACUCCAACGAUAUGGCACUAAUUCUUUUAAAAGUCCCAUGGCUACGGUCCUUGAUCCCAAUGGAAAAAUAACAACUACCUUAACGUAUGGGAAACUACUGUCGCGCGCACAAAAGGUUGCGUAUGCUUUGUCCACAAAAAUAUUUAGCAAGGGUCCUGAACAAGUAACCCUUAAGGCCGGUGAUCGUGUUGCCUUGGUUUAUCCCAAUAACGACCCAUUAAGUUUUAUUACAGCCUGGUAUGGUUGUAUGUUUCGGGGCUUAGUGCCUCUUCCAAUAGAGUUGCCGCUUUCAAGCUCGGAUACACCUCCGCAGCAAGUGGGAUUUUUGUUAAGUUCUUGUGGCAUAACUGUGGCACUAACCUCAGAGGCCUGCUUAAAAGGUCUUCCAAAAUCAACCACUACGGGGGAAAUAGCUAAGUUAAAGGGAUGGCCACGUUUGCAGUGGUUUGUAACUGAGCAUUUGCCCAAACCGCCAAAGGAAUUUAAUGUGGGCAACUUACGGGUCGAUGAUUCCGCCGCAGCUUACAUAGAAUACACGACUGAUAAGGAAGGCAGUGUUAUGGGUGUCACCGUAACCCGCGCUGCAAUGAUCAAUCAUUGCCGUGCUCUGACUAUGGCCUGCCAUUACACCGAGGGCGAAACAAUUGUUUGUGUCUUGGAUUUCAAGCGUGAAGUUGGAUUAUGGCAUUCAGUUUUAACUUCAGUUCUAAAUGGUAUGCAUGUCAUUUUCAUACCCUAUGCUCUGAUGAAGCUGCGACCAUCCAGCUGGAUGCAAUUAAUAACAAAACACCGGGCUUCUUGCUGCUUGGUGAAGAGUCGUGAUCUACACUGGGGCCUAUUAGCUACUAAAGAUCAUAAAGAUAUCUCGCUCUCUUCCCUUCGUAUGUUGCUAGUAGCCGAUGGCGCCAACCCCUGGUCACUUUCUUCGUGUGACCAGUUUUUGAGCGUUUUUCAAGCAAAAGGUUUACGCUCAGAUGCGAUUUGCCCGUGUGCUAGCAGUUCCGAAGUAUUUACUGUUUCCCUUCGCCGUCCUGGACGAGGAUCCUGUGGAUUUAGUCCAUCAGCUACAGGACGUGGUGUACUUUCCAUGGCAGCACUUUCACACGGAGUGGUGAGGGUGGAUAGCGAGGACUCAUUAACUUCACUGACUUUGCAGGACUGUGGACAAGUCAUGCCAGCAGCACAAAUGGUAGUCGUAAGAUCGGAAGGAGUCCCAGUGCUAUGCAAAACCGAUCAAGUUGGAGAAAUUUGCGUUACUAGUGGUUCCACGAGCGCUAGCUACUUCGGUCUCGAUGGAAUGACAAAUUCUACUUUUAAAGUUCAACCUCUAUUGGAAGAAUUCGAACAACUAAAAGAUGGAAAUGGCACGGUAAAUGUAAUUUCCAAACAAAUUGGCGAAGAGUUUUACGUAAGAUCGGGUCUUCUGGGCUUUCUUGGUCCUGGGGGCCUGGUAUUCGUCUGCGGAUCCCGCGAUGGUCUUAUGACGGUAACUGGUCGAAAACACAAUGCAGAUGACAUAAUUGCCACAGUAUUAGCAGUGGAACCAAUGCGUUUUAUUUACCGGGGACGCAUAGCUGUAUUUAGCAUUAAAGUACUUCGCGACGAACGGGUGUGUGUUAUUGCCGAACAGCGGCCCGACUGCUCUGAGGAAGAAAGUUUCCAAUGGAUGUCACGCGUUUUGCAGGCGGUAGACUCUAUUCACCAGGUUGGCAUUUAUUGCCUGGCGUUGGUUCCACCAAAUCAUUUGCCCAAGACUCCUCUUGGGGGUAUACAUUUAUGUGAGGCAAGAAGAAGAUUUUUGGAGGGAUCCCUUCACCCAGCGAAUGUGUUGAUGUGCCCACAUACAUGCGUCACCAAUCUGCCAAAGCCACGAGAAUUACAUCAAGGUGUGCAAACUGUCGCAAAAUUAAGCUCAUCAUCUGGAUGUGGUAUUACAGACACGGGUGUAGGACCAGCCUCCGUGAUGGUUGGAAAUUUAGUACAGGGUAAUCGCCUGGCUGAAGCCCAUGGACGGGACGUUGGAUUGGCCGAAGAUUGUGAGCGAAAGCCCCAACUUAUAACAGGUGUUUUGCGUUGGCGAGCUAACACCUCUCCAGAUCACAUAAUAUUUACGUUGCUGAAUUCUAAGGGUGCCAUUGCCAAAACUCUGACGUGCUCCGAGCUACAUAAACGCGCGGAGAAAAUAGCUGCAUUAUUACAAGAGCGAGGAAGAAUUGAGGCAGGCGAUCAUGUUGCGCUUAUUUUUCCUCCGGGACUUGAUUUGUUGUGCGCGUUUUAUGGAUGCCUAUAUUUGGGUGCAAUACCAAUUACCAUACGGCCUCCACAUCCACAAAAUUUAAAUACAACCUUACCGACUGUCCGUAUGAUUGUUGACGUUUCAAAAAGUGGCAUUGUACUCUCUAUACAGCCCAUUAUUAAGUUACUAAAAUCACGAGAGGCGGCUACCUCUAUUGACCCAAAGACAUGGCCACCCAUAUUGGACAUUGAUGACAACCCAAAACGCAAAUAUGCUGGAAUAGCCACGGUCACCUUUGACUCUAGCGCCUAUUUGGAUUUCAGCGUGUCAACUUGCGGACGCCUUAGCGGAGUUAACAUUACGCAUCGAUCUCUCUCUAGUCUGUGCGCCAGUUUAAAAUUGGCCUGUGAGCUAUAUCCUUCUCGUCAUGUUGCAUUGUGCUUGGAUCCCUAUUGUGGCCUUGGCUUUGUAAUGUGGACUCUUAUUGGUGUAUAUAGUGGCCACCAUUCAAUACUUAUCGCACCCUACGAAGUGGAAGCAAAUCCCAGUUUGUGGCUGUCAACUCUUUCUCAACAUCGUGUUCGCGACACCUUCUGUUCAUAUGGCGUAAUAGAAUUAUGCACUAAAGCCCUCAGCAAUUCCAUACCUUCCCUCAAACAACGAAACAUUGACUUGCGUUGUGUACGGACCUGUGUGGUAGUUGCUGAAGAGCGCCCAAGAGUGCAGCUGACCCAGCAGUUCUGCAAGCUGUUUCAAGCGCUUGGCCUCAAUACUCGCUGUGUCUCCACUUCCUUUGGAUGUCGUGUAAAUCCAGCGAUUUGUGUCCAAGGAGCUAGUUCUGCAGAGAGCGCUCAGGUGUACGUUGAUAUGAGAGCACUGCGAAAUAAUCGAGUGGCUUUAGUGGAGCGCGGAGCUCCAAAUUCGCUGUGUGUAAUUGAAUCGGGGAAACUCCUACCAGGAGUUAAAGUGAUCAUAGCAAAUCCCGAUACCAAAGGUCACUGUGGCGAUUCGCAUUUGGGUGAAAUUUGGGUUCAAGCUCCUCAUAAUGCAAAUGGAUACUUUACCAUUUACGGCGAUGAAACUGACUACAAUGAUCACUUCAACGCCAAAUUGGUGACUGGGGCCACAUCUGAGUUAUAUGCACGUACUGGAUAUUUAGGAUUCUUACGGCGAACCGAAUGUUCUCAGGCAGCCUCAUUACUAGAUGAGACGACACCAAGUGUGGCUAGUCGCGACAGUGAUACAGAAUCGUUAAAUUCCAUAAGUCAAUUGCAAUUAAAUUUUUCAAGUGCUUCGUUGGGUGGAAACACUGAGCAUAGCCUAAUUAGUGGCGCAGGCAAUUCCAAUGACCAAGAACUACAUGAUGCAGUAUAUGUAGUAGGAGCUGUUGAUGAAGUGAUUUCUUUACGUGGAAUGAACUAUCACCCAAUUGAUAUCGAAAAUUCAGUAAUGCGCUGUCACAAAAAAAUAGCUGAGUGCGCCGUUUUCACCUGGACUAAUUUAUUAGUCGUGGUUGUUGAACUAGACGGCAAUGAAUCAGAAGCUUUGGAUUUGGUUCCCUUGGUCACAAACACAGUAUUAGAAGAUCAUCAGCUUAUAGUUGGUGUUGUUGUGGUUGUUGAUCCAGGUGUGGUGCCUAUCAACAGUCGGGGCGAAAAGCAACGAAUGCAUUUACGGGAUGGCUUUCUGGCCGACCAAUUAGAUCCCAUAUACGUAGCAUAUAACAUGUAAAUACACAUUAAUUCUUAUGAUGAAAUCGCCACUACGCAUUAAGGAAACGUAAGAAACCGCUUUCAUCUAUCUAUUUUAUUUAAAAAGAAUCGCAAUCCACUAACAAAACAUAAGUUGGCUCAUUUUGGUUCGAACCGCCCACAUAGUUACACAUUUCCUUUUAGAUUAUUAGCAUAGAUGGUAAAACAUUCUUACAAUAAAUGGACUAUUUAACUUUAUACGACCAUAAAGUGACAACAAACAUUUAAUAUUCAUGUAUAAGUCUAAAUAAACCGCAAUUUACAUACA
Molecule: messenger RNA, 5901 nt
Organism: Drosophila gunungcola (fruit fly)
Lineage: Eukaryota; Metazoa; Arthropoda; Insecta; Diptera; Drosophilidae
Gene: DIP2
Product: disco-interacting protein 2
Exons: 16
Coding region: 304-5613 (1769 amino acids)
Source: RefSeq, a predicted model, not a curated record